Molecule: messenger RNA, 603 nt
Organism: Trichomonas vaginalis G3
Lineage: Eukaryota; Parabasalia; Trichomonadida; Trichomonadidae
Exons: 1
Coding region: 1-603 (200 amino acids)
Source: RefSeq, a predicted model, not a curated record
AUGCUUGACAACAAGAUGCCAAACAUGCUCAUCAAAGAACGAUGUGUUGUUAUGUCAGCCAUUCUUAAACGACAAUGUGAUAUUGGUACUAAAACAAGUCGAUUGGAUGUCACAGACAUCACCGAGAUCACAAUGUCUAUCAUGGACAGGAUCAAUCAGAAAUACAAAAACAUCACCAGAAUCAGAUCAUUCAAUGGAUGUUUCAUUUUCAUUGGAAACUUCUUCAACGAAAAUGAAAAUGAAUCAGAAUCAGAUCCUAAUGAAUGUAUCAACAACAUGAUUGAUUUUGCAAACCAUUGUGCAUACGCAGUUAACAAGACGAUCGAAUUUGAUUCUAUCUUGAGUUGUCUUGUUGAUUUCGGUGGACCAGUCUAUUCAUCGUUGAGUGGCAUUUCAAAGACAAUCUUCGAUUUCUCAUCUCAACUGAUUGUCGAAACAUUCGACUGCAUCGACAUUGUUCCAGCAGGGAAACUUGUUUUGUUCAAAGAAUGCUACGACAAUAUCUCAAACAAAAGUCUGUUCGCUCAAUUCAAACCACCGAGAGAUAUCGAAAACGAAUUCUACAUCAUGAACUCAUAUCUCGGAAUGAACCUAGAAAAUUGA